Molecule: messenger RNA, 2077 nt
Organism: Gymnogyps californianus (California condor)
Lineage: Eukaryota; Metazoa; Chordata; Aves; Accipitriformes; Cathartidae
Gene: MTRF1L
Product: mitochondrial translation release factor 1 like
Exons: 7
Coding region: 1-1203 (400 amino acids)
Biological process (GO): translational termination
Molecular function (GO): translation release factor activity
Source: RefSeq, a predicted model, not a curated record
AUGCGGCUGCUCUCGCGAGCUCUCCGCGCGGCGCGCGGCUGCCGGGCCGCCGCGCUGGCCCCUCGGAGCCUCCGAGCAGCGCCGGUCGCGGGCAGCCCGGCGAGGACAUGCCCGCUGCAGCCGCGCCGCGGGCUGAGCGCCCGGCCCGGCUUAGACGAGCUGUUCGCCGCCCCCUCCUUACACCGCCUGCUGGAGGCGCGGGCGCAGGGCGGGGGCGGGGCGGGGCCGGAGCUGGCGGCGCGGAUCCAGCGGCUGCGCGACAAGGAGCAGGAGCUGCGCGACACGCGGGAGCUGGCGCGGCAAGAUGAGAGUGAAGAUUUCCAGAAGCUUGCAGAAAGGGAAAUCGCCUCCUGUGAAGAAGAGAUAGCUGAAUUGAAACACCAGAUAGUGUUGCUUUUGAUUCCUUCAGAAGAAACAGACAAGGGUGAUCUUGUCAUGGAAGUAACCGCUGGAGUUGGAGGGCAGGAAGCCAUGCUGUUCACCUCGGAAAUAUUUGAUAUGUAUCAACGAUAUGCUGCCUAUAAAAAGUGGAAAUUUGAAAUAUUAGAAUACUUUCCCAGUGAAAUAGGUGGCCUAAGACAUGCAGUUGCCAGUAUAGCAGGUCUUGAGGCUUACAAGUACAUGAAAUUUGAAGGAGGAGUGCAUCGUGUUCAGCGGGUGCCAAAGACAGAAAAACAAGGACGCAUUCACACCAGCACAAUGACUGUUGCAAUAUUACCCCAACCCACUGAGAUGAGGCUGCAAAUUAAUCCAAAAGAUCUACGGAUAGAAACAAAGCGAGCUAGUGGAGCUGGAGGCCAGCAUGUCAACACCACAGACAGUGCUGUACGGAUAGUUCAUAUUCCAACAGGGAUCAUGUCUGAAUGUCAGCAAGAAAGAUCUCAAAUUAGAAACAAAGAGAAGGCUAUGCAAAUGCUAUGUGCUAAACUAUACAACGCCAAACUGGAAGAAGAAACCAAAAAGAGAAACAGUGUUCGAAAGAUUCAAAUUGGGACUAAAGGAAGAUCAGAGAAGAUCAGAACAUACAACUUUCCACAGGACCGGAUUACUGACCACAGGAUAAGCAGAUCAGUGCAUCAUAUUGAGUGUUUCAUGCUAGGGGAAGAAAUGCUAGAUGAAAUGGUACAAACUCUGAGAGAAUAUGCUGAUUAUGAAACUUUAAUGGAAAUUAUUUCAGAAAAUGAAAAAAAGAAUCUAUCCUGAACGUUGCUUUUUGCCAGCCCAUUACAACAGAUGUAGACAUUUGUCUGCAAUGGAGCUUCUUGGAGCACCACCCAGAAAAUGCAACUGCUUUUCAGAUCAUGAAAGACACCACAACUUGUUUCCUCAUGACUGAUAAACAGUUUUCUUACUUGCUGAGUAAAAGACUUUAUUACCUUCAUAUGAGACGUUAUUGCUGCAGCAGUCCGCUUAAAAAGUAAAUUUGACUGGGCCAGAAGUAACUGCAGUUUUUAACUUUCUCCACUGAGAAGAUACUGAUACACCACUCUUGAAAGGUAUGCAUUAAAAAACGAGCUAUUUCUAGUACCAUUUUUCAUUUAAACAAUAAUUUAAACAUCAGUACAGUGUCAAAUAGCUUACUCGAGAGAACAAAAAAAUCCUACUUUGUUUGAGUGAUUGGAAGAAAGUGAUAAAUAAAUGACCCCACCACUAAUCUGCAUAUUUGUUAAUCACUUAUACGUGGCAUGGGAGAGGGAGUCAAAGUGUAUCUCCUUCAUGUUUUCAUGGCCUUCUGGCCCUUAUUAAUAAACACAAAACAUUGUUUAGGAAUAUCCCUUGUUCAAAAAAAAAAGCUGUGGAAGACAAGUUAUUUGAUUUGGUUUUGAAAAGGAUGUUUCUGUUCUUGAGUGAGAAGUGAAAAGAAUCAUUACAAUAUUGUUUGGCUGAUAUUUCAGUCUGCAUUUGGCUUCAGUUCAGUUUCUCCUUUAUGUUUUUAAUUGACUCUCCAGUUUAUUGAUUUUCUAAACAUUACAUGGUAUGAACGGCAUCUUACUGGUUUUGUUUAUUUAUUUAACAGCAUCUUAAAAUGUUUGAUCUGUGAAAACAAAGUAAAACUUUUGCCUUUCUAAUCUACUGA